UCGCAUUUAUUUCUGCCGCUGUUACUAAAGUUAACUCGCUUCAUUGGCAUUUACUCCCCUUUUUGAAGUAUCGCGAUAUUCGUGUACUCUUGAGUCCAGUGGUCUUCGCAAUUACUGAUAAGUGCCAAUCAAACCGUAAAAAGAAAAAACAAUUAAGGGCGCCCAAAAUUCAAGGUCAUCAUUUAAUUAUCAAUUGAACAUUGUGAGGCAGUGUACACAAACAACACGGUUGCCAGUCUUGCCUCUAAAAGCAUUGUACAGUAUAGAGUUUAACUUUAAAUACUUCCGCCAUGGUGCCGCCAAAGGAUAAUGUGGACCUUGAAUGUUUUCUGGUGACAAAGCAUUCAUGGAAGGGCAAAUAUAAACGUAUUUUAGCUAUUGGUACUGCUGGAAUUUCCACAUAUAAUCCAGAUAAAUUAGAUCUAACAAAUCGUUGGACAUAUUCAGACAUCGUUUCGGCGGCACCGAGUAAAGCAACAAAUAUACCAAAUGAAUUUGUGCUGACUAUUAAAAAAGAGAAACGCGUCGAUUCUAUAAAACUUUCAUCAGAAUAUCGUAAUGACAUACUCUGUUCGAUUUUGAAGUAUUACAAAGAGUUUGCUGAUAAGCCUAAAAAUUCACAACGUUUCCCUGCUUAUAAAUAUCAUUGGUCUGGUGUCAGUUUACCCACAAUGCUUGAAGUCACACCGUGCUCAUUAGAUCAAUUGGAUCCAACAACAAACGAAGUGCUCACAAGUUAUAUGUACAAAGACAUAGAGGGCAUAAUAGUAGGCAUUUCCGACUACGAUGGAGGCAUUGUUAUGGCCCAUGGUGGCUUCAGUCGUUUACAUCUCUUUCGUGCAUUGAAUCAUCAUGAAAUUGUGCAGAAUAUAGCUCAGCGUUCGGUGCAGUUUCUCGGUAUUGAAACGAAAAUACUCAAAAGCCAAAUAACACUCGAGCAAUUCGAACGUCAACGUUUCGGUGAAUAUAGCGGUGAUCAGUAUCAAACAUCUAUGACCGAAUUCACCGUGCAAAAGAUAACACCACGUCAUCCGGAUCCAGUGAAGCGCAUACUUUGCCUAACGGAAGCAACACUGUUGGAACGCGAUCCCCAGACAUAUAGCGUCUGCACGCUACGUUUGCUAGCCGAUGUGUUUGCAUUGGUACGCGAUAAAGACAAUUUGCAACGCUUUUUUAUAGAAUAUAAAAAUGGCAUAUUGCGUCAGUAUUUGACCAAUGAUCGCGAUUCACUGCUGGCCACACUUUUGGAUGCAGUGCGUUCGAGUGGCAACAAGGAUGUACAUGUACGCAUAAGCAAUACACCGCGCGGUAAACGGUAUGUACCAUUUAGUUGUUCCGUCGAUGAGGAAACUGAGGCGAAUUUACUGCGCUUGAUCAUCAACAAUGUACAAAAUCCAACGAAACGCUUCGAAGUACUCGAACGUUUUAACGCCAACAUACCACACAGUGGUCUUAACUACAGUGUUACGCAAGAUAGCCUCUUUGCGGAGAACAAAGAGAAACUCAUCUUGAGUGCACUGCAAGCUUUGGCACAAAAGGAGCUCGACAAUCCAACUGCACAACUGAACAAUCUCGAAAUUGAAGCAAUUUUUCACGCACUCACACGCUUGCUAGCUAGCAAAGUGGGCUAUGGCGCAUUUACAAACUUACCCGGUUUUCGUGAAAUUAUUGGCACGAAAAUUGUUGCUGCUCUGCGUCGUAAAGACUUGGCAGUUACAUACUCCGCCAUCGAUAUGAUAAAUUCACUCAUGCAUUCAGUGAAUGCCGAUCAUGACCUGAAACAAGAGCAAUUAAAUAAAUCAUCCAUAUUAUCGUCAAAGUCAUUUCUGGAAACAUUGCUGAACAUGUGGACAACACAUGUGAGUCACGGCAGUGGCGCGCUGGUGCUAUCCGCCAUGUUGGAUUUCCUCACAUUCGCCCUCUGUGUGCCUUACAGCGAAACGACAGAUGGCAAACAAUUCGAUAUUUUGCUGGAAUUAGUUGCCGAACGUGGUCGUUAUUUAUAUAAACUCUUUCAGCAUCCCUCGUUGGCCAUUGUGAAGGGUGCUGGUCUUGUUUUGCGCGCCAUUAUCGAAGAGGGUGAACUGCAUGUGGCCCAACAGAUGCAGUCGCUAGCUUUGGAUGAAGCAGCAUUAUGUCGACAUCUACUUGUUGCCCUAUAUACACCAACCAAUGAUCCAACUUUAGCGACUCAUCGUCAGUUAUCGCGCCAUUUAAUUGGUUUGUGGAUUACGGACAACGAGGAAGCACUGGAAUUGUUGAGACGCAUAUUUCCUGCUGGUUUGCUAAUGUUCCUGGAGAGCGAGGAGAGCGUACCAAAGACUGAUGUGGAGGAUGAUAAAUUGAAUUUCCGCGAUAAUCUGAAACUGGCAAUACAACAUUCCAAUAGAAAUAGGAGGAAUAUUAUAGAGAAACAUUUACAUGAUAUCAAGCAUUGGGGUAUGAACCUCAUAGAACAACAGGACUCCGCUGCUCAAGCUAUGAAAAAUCGCCCAGUGGUAUUACGGAAUCGACGUCAGCGCAAGAAAAAAGAGGACGCUAUUUUAAAUUUACCCUAUUUCUUCUACAACUUCGCCAAAGAUCACAGUUUGCCGAACUUAAUAUGGAACCAUAAGACCCGUGAGGAGUUGCGUAUUUGUCUUGAAAAUGAGUUGCGGCAAUUUAUGAAUGACCGAGACUUGGCUGGCAAUAUGAUCGUGGCGUGGAAUUAUCAAGAGUUCGAGGUUACUUAUCAGUGUUUGGCCGAUGAAAUCCAAAUUGGUGACUAUUAUAUACGCCUAAUUUUGGAGAAAGACGAUUGGCCGCAAAAUCUCGUAAAAGAUCCAAUCGAGUUGUUUAAUGCGCUCUACCGUCGUGUGCUCUGUCGGCAGCGUGUCAACGAUGAUCAAUUAACGGUGGUGUCACUACAAGCGUUAGCGAAGGUUUAUCGGCGUUACCACAAGGAAAUCGGUCGUUUCAGCGAUAUGUCCUAUAUCUUGCAGUUAACUGAUCGUUGCCUCUCACCAUCACUGCGUGAUGCACUCAUCAAUCUGAUAUCCUGCCUGGUGCUGGAGAAAUCCAAUUGCCGUCCACUUGUCGAUCACGUGCAGUGCCUUGUUGACCUCAUCACGCUGGCACAUCUACAUAAGGGACGUGCACAGCCGAAUACGAAAACCAAUGUCAUAGAGGCUGGUCCUAAUAUGGAGGCAUACGAGGAGAAAGAUUGGUAUUAUAAUAUUGAAAAGGAGGGCCAAAAACCGGAACGCCAAGGUCCCAUAACAUAUUCCGAAUUGAAGGAACUCUGGCAAAAGGGUGUGAUAACACCGAAAACCCGUUGCUGGGCCAUCGGUAUGGAUGGUUGGCGUUCGCUACAACAAAUACCGCAAUUAAAAUGGUGCCUUAUCGCCAAGGGUACGCCGAUCUACAAUGAGACCGAAUUGUCCUCCAAACUGCUCGAUAUACUCAUAAAAUGCACCAGCUUCUUUCCAAGUCGCACACAAAACGGCACUGCCGUACUUAUACCGGGACCGAAAUUGUCACGCAAACUAUCCGAAUUCGUUUGUCUGCCCCACAUCGUGCAGGUGUGUCUCACACACGAUCCCGGCUUGUUGGAACGCGUUGCCACACUGUUGUGUCACAUUAUGGAAGACAAUCCCGAAAUGCCGAAGGUCUAUUUGACCGGUGUAUUUUACUUUAUGCUCAUGUACACGGGUAGCAAUAUACUGCCGAUCACAAAGUUCCUAAAGAUGACACACAUGAAGCAGGGUUUCCGCAGUGAUGAGACAUCACAAUCCGGCAUAAUGCAUCGCAGCAUUUUGGGUCAACUGUUGCCAGAGGCCAUGGUGUGCUUUUUGGAAAACUACAGCGCUGAGAAGUUUGCGGAAAUAUUUUUAGGUGAAUUCGAUACGCCAGAGGCCAUUUGGAGUUCAGAAAUGCGUCGUUUGUUGAUUGAAAAGAUCUCCGCACACAUCGCUGAUUUCACGCCACGCUUGAAGGGGCACACAAUGGCGCGCUAUCCCUACCUCGCCAUACCGGCCAUCAGUUAUCCACAGCUCGAAAAUGAACUCUUCUGUCACAUCUAUUAUUUGCGCCAUUUAUGCGACACACAAAAAUUCCCCAACUGGCCCAUUGCCGAUCCAGUUCAACUGUUGAAACACACAUUGGAUGCUUGGCGCAAGGAAGUCGAGAAGAAACCACCACAAAUGACUGUACAGCAGGCGUACCAAGAUCUCGGCAUCGACUUGACCAAGACACCCAAGCCCGAUGAAUCGAUGAUACGCAAGAGUUACUACCGUUUGGCGCAAAUGUAUCAUCCGGACAAGAAUCCAAAUGGACGUGAAGUGUUCGAGAAAGUCAAUCAGGCGUAUGAGUUCUUGUGCUCGCGUUCAGUGUGGUCCUCAGGUGGGCCAGAUCCUAAAAACAUAGUACUCGUGCUGCGCACACAAAGCAUACUCUUCGAGCGUUAUCCAGACGUGUUGCGUCCCUACAAAUACGCCGGCUAUCCGCAGUUAAUCAAGACCAUACGCUUGGAGACACGCGACGAUGAUUUAUUCUCGAAGGAAGUACAGCUAUUGUCGGCUGCCUCCGAGCUUUGUUAUCACACGGUGCAUUGCUCGGCCUUGAAUGCGGAAGAGCUGCGUCGCGAAGAGGGCAUCGAGGCGCUUUUAGAGGCCUACACACGUUGUGUGUCCAUUUUGGGUGCCGAUUCUAAACCCGAUGCGCUGCACUAUCAAGUUAUUUCGAAUGUGACACGUUGCUUCGAGGUCGCCUGCAACUUUGAGAAAUGUAAACAAAAGAUUAUAACAUUGCCGCAAUUGCUCUCCGACGUCUGUCGCGUAGUGUACUUUAAGCACACGCUCUCGGUUAGUCUGGUGACCAGCAUGGCGGCCAACAACUACGAACUGCAAUGCAAUCUUGUGCGCAACGGCGUGCUGUGGUCAUUGCUGCUCUUCUGGUUCGAUUACGAUUACACGCUGGACGAGAGCGGCGUGCAGGCCAGCGACAAAACCAAUCAGCAACAGGUGGCCAACAAUCUAGCGAAAAUGGCUGUGCUCGCCUGCAUCGCGCUUGCCGGCUACGGUUUGGAUUUGCAUAAGGCGGCGAAUGGCACCGACAAUGGCAGCGGUGAUGCCUCACCAACCACCGGUCCCAAAGCGAUUAAGGCGAAUGCAGCAAUUGCUUCGCCCUCAGCGUCGGCGUACACGAAAAACGCACAGAAUCCACUGCAGAACACUAACAAACAAUUGGCCAUAACUACUGGCGGUACUACCGAUACAGAGGCGAGGACAUUGGUUGCCAAGCGUGAUUCCAAUGCUAGUAACAAAUCGGAUGUCAUUUCGAAUGCAUCGUCCAACGAGAAGGAGGAAAAUGGCGAGACGAAUGGCAAUGGCAACGCGAAAAAGCCGAACGACUCGCAGCUACCGAAGUAUACUGUAGUGUCCGAAGCGAAGAAUACAAUCGUGAAACAGGUGCUGGAUCGCCUGCUCACGCCGUACAUAGCGAAUAGGUUGCCCAGAGAACGCAGCAACGAAAUUCUAAAAGUACUUACUUCAAAUACGCGUAAUCCCUACCUGAUAUGGGAUAACGGCACGCGUGCGCAAUUGGUUGACUUCUUGGAGACACAAAGGGCCACUGCUACGAAGGAGACAUUCGAGGACGUCGCUGAGGUGUAUAAUUUAGUGUCCGAAUUCCAAUAUGACGUUAGCAAAAAUGAACUACAAAUUGGUGGCGUCUACAUACGCAUCUACAAUGAGAUGCCAACAUUCCCCAUAGCUAAACCGAAACAGUUUAUUAUGGACCUGCUGGAGUAUCUCAAGCAAGCAUAUCACUACUUGUCCACCAACAACAGCAGCGGUGUAAAGAUCGUUACCACUCCCACCUCGAUGACGUCGAAUAACAUCGGUCAAGAUGGCAUACUCACACCGACACUGGCACCGAAUCACCCACAGCUGCAACCGGCCAAAACUGGCAAAACCUUCGAUGAAGUCCUGAACGCCUACAAUCGCUCGAAGAUACGCAAUAAAAUCGAAGCGAGCGCACUACUCGAACAACAACAAAUGCAACAGCAAUACAGAUAUGAUUUUGCGAAUGACGGUGCACUCCAGGAACAUGUGAUAAUGGUGCUGCAGGCGCUAAUGGCCGUCAUCAAAUGCAACGCCGAGGUGGAGAUACAAUGCAUCGGCAGUUUCAAUAUGAUCUUCGGUUUCUUGGCGCAUAAUUUAUUCAAUGAGAACACUGCCGUCAAGACAGUGGCGCUCGAAGUGGUCGCAUUGGUUUCACGCAAUAAGGAAUGCGUUUCGGAAAUUGCCGCCUGUGAGUUGCUCGGCCAAUUUUUGGUUGCGCUUAAAGAUCCCGAUUUGCGCAGCAGCCAAGUGAAAGUGCUCGAAACCCUGUCUGGGCUCAUGAAUGUACAGGAAAUGAUCAAGGAGGCGCAAAACAAGGGCGCCGUCAUUUACUUGCUCGAUAUGUUCUGUAAUUCACGCAAUCCGCUGAUACGUGAGGUGUGCGCCGAAAUAUUGGCCAAAAUGACGGCGGAUCGGUUAAGUGGGCCGAAGGUACGCAUUACCGUUUCGAAAUUCCUGCCGCCGCUCUUCGUUGACGCAAUGGUUGAAUCGCCGCAAACUUCAGUGCAAUUAUUCGAAUCAAUACACGAGCAUCCGGAAUUGAUAUGGAAUGAUAAGACGAGAGCGAUAGUUUGUGAUGCUGUGGCGGAUACGUGUGAGAGCUUCUAUAGAGCGCAAAAGAUCACCGACAAACAUCUGUGGAAGGAUCCUGAAGUGCUCAAAGAUAUCGUUUCGAAUGAAAUUGUUGUUGCUGGUGUUUAUUUGCGUUUAUUCGUCAGUAAUCCGGCGUGGACUUUGCGUAAGCCGAAACAAUUUUUGGCGGAUUUACUGGAUUUCGUUGUGGAGCAAAUCAGCAAAAGCUCUACAGAGAAAGACGUUUUGGAGCUAUCAACGACAGCUUUAGUGGAGUUAUUGCGUUCACAACCGAAUCUAGCCGACGAUAUACCCGUUUUGGGGCACAUACCGAAGCUUUUCAAUUUGCUGUCCGUGCAACCGAAGAGUACACUAUCAGUAUUGCACCAGCUGUCACUAUCGGAGUUCUGCGUUAGCGCUGUUUCGCAAACCGAAUGCAUACAUCCGCUGAAGAAAUGCAUGGAACAGCAUCGUGAUUGCAUUGAGAAAGCCUGUGAGACGCUCAGUCGCCUGUUCAAAUAUCAACAUGAUUCACUCAUUAGUCAAUCGCUCGAAGUAAAUUUGGUGCCAUACUUGUUGGGUCUACUGGACAGUCGCCUAGAGUAUGUGGACAAUGCGUCGGCGGUGAAAGCGCAAAUUGUCGCUGCACUCAAGGGCAUGACCCACAAUCUUAAUUACGGUGAACGCGUCACACAAAUCUUGCUGAAACAUCCCAUAUGGGCCGAGUACAAAGAUCAACGACACGAUCUCUUCAUAACAGAUACCAACAUCAGAGGCUAUCUGACCGCAGGCAUAAAUCCCACCGCUGGCUAUUUGACGCAAGGCCCAGCGCAAAGCGUGGACGUACUCACCUCACCGCCACCCAUGGAUCGUGACGACCCAUCCGCACGACCGGCCAUAGAUUAAUAUACCGUGCAUGCUGUGACAGUAACGUUUUACAUGCUGUAACUUUUGUUGCCACCCAGUGCGUAGUAACAACAACUGGCAAACUGGUCAGUAUUGUUAAAAGGCUUUAAUUGAGCGUGAACGCUGGAAAUAAACGAUGCGAUUACCUUUCGAUUGGUGCAUAACAUAGCGUAGGCACAAACAAAAACAAAAAGAGCAAACAACCAAUAUAAAUGAAUACGAAAGCAAAACAAAACAAAAAAAACAAAAACAAAUGACGCCGCACAUACCAAUUUUAACUGAAAUGCACUCAAUCAUCAAGAAAUCAAAGCGUCUUGGCAUCAUUGAUUAUUUACUUGUUUAUUGAUUUUUUAUUACUAUUAUUAUUAUUAUUAUUAUUACUAUUAUUACUGCUAGUACUACUUAUUUUUUGGUAUUAUUAUGUUAAUGUGAAUAUCAGCAAAGAAGCGAACGCAAAGCGAAAUGAUGUGAAGAAAGUAUUUUCAAAAUUAAGAAUAUAAAAAAUGUUUCCUUAAAUUAGUGUAUAUUUACUAAAUGAAUUCACCGUGUUUAACACCAAAUAUUGCAUGUUUAAUUUACAAAGAUUUCGUUGGUGUUUCGAUGAGCAAAAUUCAAGCUGCGGCAGCAGCUGGCAUGCUCCCAAAUCCGAUUGCGCUGGCGAUAUAUAAAACAUGUAUGAAUUCCUGAAAACGAUUCUCACCACUUUUAAGCACACAAAACGCAUACACAUAUGUAUGUAAACAACCACACCAACCCACACACACGCAGUGAAAGCGAUGCAUCCUUAAAAUACAUGGAGUUUUUAUAUUUGUAGAUUAUAAAGUUUACAAACAAAAAAAUAAAAACAAAAAAGAAAUAAAAGAAUUUCAAUACACAUACAGCAUAGAAAUAUAUAUUGUACAUACAUAUAUAUUAUAUAUAAAUAUAUCUAUCUUAAAGUGAUACAGAGAAAUCUUAAUAAAAACUGAUUCGAUUUGAAUGAAUGUGCGAGAA
This is a messenger RNA of Bactrocera tryoni, 8573 nucleotides long. RefSeq names its product dnaJ homolog subfamily C member 13 (gene Rme-8). The record is from RefSeq and is a predicted model, not a curated record. Gene Ontology annotation, cellular component: endosome membrane. The coding region runs from base 291 to 7580 and encodes 2429 amino acids. The transcript is spliced from 28 exons. Lineage: Eukaryota; Metazoa; Arthropoda; Insecta; Diptera; Tephritidae. Gene Ontology annotation, biological process: regulation of early endosome to late endosome transport; endosome organization; receptor-mediated endocytosis.